AUGGCUGGACGCGUCCGGCCGCUCUGGCUGCUCCACGCCGCCUGCGCGGCGCUCCCCGCGGCGUGCAUCUUCCACUGCGGCGGGCAACUGGCGACGACGAAGCUCGCGAGCGUCCUCAUGGUCGGCCUUCGCCUCGCGACGCAUGCGGUCACACGCAACCCCGCGAUCAUCGUGAUAGACGACGUCGUCGCGCUCACGGCGCGCACGGCAGCGAUGUUCGUGCUGGCUGUGCUGCUGGGGGCCUCGCUCUCCGCGCUCCCAGAAACGCUCGUGUGGGCGCUGUACGCGGCUGCCGCCACCAGCAGUCCCAGAGCUCUCCAGGCGUACUGGUUCCACGGAGCGCGGUACCGCCCGCUCGCCCUGCUCGCCAGCUGCCUGGUGCCGUACGCGGGGCCGUCCGCGGCGCUCAAGGGAGAGCCGAUGCCGACGGACCACCAGAUCAUGGGCGCAACGGUCGCGGCGGGGGGGGUGUUGGGGGGUGGAAGUAUUCUUCUCGACUGGCAGCAGACGUGGCAGAUCUGGCCGACGCCCGUCAUCCGCGGCAUGGCCGUCGCGGCGCCCCUGGCGUGGCUGAUCAUGGUCGUCUGGUCGAGGCCGCCCUGGCCGGAGGCGAGCGGCGUAGCUGCAGCCUCCCCGCGACGCAAGAAACGGGCGUGA
Messenger RNA from Pedinophyceae sp. YPF-701, 657 nucleotides. Lineage: Eukaryota; Viridiplantae; Chlorophyta; Pedinophyceae. The record is from the annotation of a GenBank genome assembly.